This is a messenger RNA of Fundulus heteroclitus (mummichog), 3899 nucleotides long. It is a transcript of the gene ddi2, whose product is annotated as DNA-damage inducible protein 2. Lineage: Eukaryota; Metazoa; Chordata; Actinopteri; Cyprinodontiformes; Fundulidae. The record is from RefSeq and is a predicted model, not a curated record. The transcript has 9 exons. Gene Ontology annotation, molecular function: protein binding; aspartic-type endopeptidase activity. Bases 317 to 2926 code for a protein of 869 amino acids. Gene Ontology annotation, biological process: proteolysis.
ACAUGCCGCAAAUCGUAACGCACUGCUUACUGAGCAAUACAUGAUAUUUUGUUGUUCUUAAAAGAGAAACUGUCCCAUCAGGCGUUCACCAAGUGAGUCCAAACAGUGUCCGACUUUCGAUUUCACAACAGUUUCGAUUUGUAAUGCUCUUUAUAGUUGACACACACGUUUAAUUUUUAUUUAUUUUUUAAGGAAGAUCCGCUCACUGAUCGUGUUUUCCUGUGUGACACAAGGAACUUCUCUAACCACAUUCUGUUGUAGAAGAAGAGGGUUUGUCCAGUGAUCCUGUUUCUAAGCCCCCCCGCUCCCAAAAACGAUGCUGGUCACCGUUUUCUGUGCGCCGAGGGAUCGCCCAGAAACCACGUUUGCCCUCGACGUGUCCCCGGAGCUGGAGCUGAGGGACUUUGUAGCACUUUGUGAACUGGAGUCGGGGAUCCCAGCUGGGGAAAUCCAGAUCACGUAUGUAGAACAACCCCUGAAAGACCCCACCCGUGCCUUGGGGACUUACGGUGUCAAAGAUGGAGAUGUGGUGGUUCUUAGACAAGCUGAUAGACGGCCUCCACAAACCCAACCGGCCUUUCCAGGUCUGCCCCGUAUUGACUUCAGAUCCAUCACAGUCCCCGGCACCUCGUCUUCAGCCAAUCAACCUGCUGCCCCGCUGCCGCAGCCACAAGCUCCUCAGCCGCGCGCCGCACAGCCUUCCACUCCGACGGCCUUUCGCGGCCCCUCGCCGCAGGGCCUGGACAACCCCGCCUUACUACAACAGAUGCUGUUAUCGAAUCCACACGAGCUUUCUCUGCUCAAGGAGAGAAACCCUCCGCUUGCUGAGGCCCUGCUGAGUGGAGAUUUAGAGCGUUUCACCAAAGUGCUGCUGGAACAACAGCAGGAUCGAGCCCGAAGAGAGCAAGAGAGAAUCCGACUCCUGACCGCUGAUCCGUUUGAUUUGGAAGCUCAGGCCAAGAUCGAGGAGGAAAUCAGGCAGCACAACGUGGAGGAGAAUAUGACAAUUGCAAUGGAGGAGGCCCCAGAAAGCUUUGGACAGGUGGUUAUGCUGUACAUUAACUGCAGAGUCAAUGGCCAUCCUGUGAAAGCUUUUGUUGACUCAGGAGCGCAGAUGACCAUCAUGAGCCAGGCGUGUGCAGAGCGCUGUAACAUCAUGCGGCUGGUGGAUCGGCGCUGGGCAGGGAUCGCCAAAGGAGUGGGCACUCAGAAGAUCAUUGGCAGAGUUCAUUUGGCUCAGGUCCAGAUAGAAGGGGACUUCCUUCCUUGUUCUUUUUCCAUAUUGGAGGACCAGCCAAUGGACAUGCUGCUAGGCCUGGACAUGCUGAAGAGACACCAGUGUUCAAUCGACCUGAAGAAGAGCUUGCUCGUCAUCGGCACCACGGGCACUGAGACGCGCUUCCUGUCCGAGGCGGAGCUGCCGGAGUGCGCCCGGCUGGCGUACGGCGCCGAAGGGCGCGAGGACGCUCGUCCUGAGGAGCUCGCUGACAGAGAACUGGCAGAGGCACUUCAGAGAUCCAUACAAGAAAGUGACACUGCAGAUGGACAAACUACCUCACCGCAGCCCCCGCCAUUUACAUUACCAAGACCCUUAGACCAAAAUGCCAUACCCUCCUCUUCCUCCCAAAGCCCUCAGUCACAGAGCCCGGGCCUGGAUCGCUCCCAGUCUGCGCCGGCCACCGUGCAGCGGGCCCCGGCGUCUGGCCCCCCGGAGCUUUCUCAGUCUUUAUCCCCAGAAAAGGAUGCUUCUCCGCCUCACGGCGUCCAUCCUCACCCUCUGCCUCUCCGCAGCAAACCCGACGCGUCCCCCGUUGCCAGUCCUCCGUCGGACAUGUUCCCUCCGUGCAAUCCGCCGGCCGACAUCUCCACUGGGUCUCAGGACCCCAGCGGCGAGGCGCCACCGGGAGCCGCAGAGGGGGUCGCUGAACCCGACGAGGCGGAGAGCGCCUCCAUGCAAACCACGCCACAGGAGUGUUUGCCCGACCCCCCCAUGGAUCAGGAGGCGACCGAAUGUGACGCAGCGGGCAGCGGCGAGGCCAAGGCGGUGGAAAUGGAGGCUCCCUCCGCCUCGGCCGAGCGGGAGCAGCCCGACGGCGACCGCUGCUCCAGCUCUGACAGCAUCCCCUCUCUGGCGGCCGCGCUGAAGGAGCUCCACGAGCUGCUGGUGCAAUCGCAGAACCGCAGCGUCUCCUGCUCCCCGUCCCAUCCGCACGGGCCAGACUCGGACAAAGCGUCGCCUGAGCCAAGCACCCCGACGCCGGAAAAUACCCUGCCUGCUGCUUCUACUGCCAACGCAGCUGGCGCAGGAACGAGCGAUGCCAAAGCCAACUUCGCUGCUGCGUCCGAUGAGGAAACAUCUCAGCGUCCUGCGCUCGACCUCCCUGCUCAGGUGGAGCGUCUGCACGGCGACGCGGCAGCAACGGGGGAAGGGCUGGGGCCGCGGCGGCGCCCGGACAGCUCGGAGGAUGGAGCCGGACAGGACGGAGAAGAGGCCCGUGCUGGCGAGGUUCCUGAGCCGGAGGUUUCUCCCGUUCCCGCUGCGGUCCCGGAGUUCAGGGAGCCGCCAGAGGGGCAGCACGGAAGAGGGGUCGCAGACGGACAAGCCUCUGGCGCGGACACCCCAGACGGCGUCCAGACCGAGCGAGCCUUCCUCAGCCCCGCGUCAGCGACUCUUAGCCCGCCGGAGGAGGUUUCCAGCACCUCGUCCUCCUCUGCUCCUCUUCUCACUCAGGCCCCGCCGCCGUCGUCGUCGUCCCCGGCCCCUCCCCGUCCCGUCAUGGAAGCGUUCCCAGCCGAGCACAUCCAGAGGAUCCAGGCAGCGGGUUUUUCUGCCACGGAGGCCGUGGAGGCACUCGAGCAAGCCCACGGGGUCGUGGAGAUAGCUCUGCUGGCCCUCCUGGCUCGCAGCAUCACUGUGCCCACCUAGACUCACGAACGGCCUGCGAGUGCCCAGCCUCCCGACUCAGCAUCUGUCUUACUUCUACCUUGGUUACAGAUCCAGAAGUCUCGGCCUCCUGUUUAAAAGGGAGCUCAUAAAAAGUCACAGGGAAACGCUUUACGCUGUCUCUCGGUUUGUCGAGAAGAGAAUCUGAGAGGAAAUACGACCGGCAAUGCGUUUUUUUGGUUAUUACAGAUACGUGAGGUGUGUUUGCAUGCAGAUGUUUCGGGUAGCCCACCCAUUUAAUUGGUUUUUAGCAAUUUGGCAUCAUAGAUUUUUUUUUUUUUAUAUAUAUAUUAUUUUGUCUGGUUGUGUUGCCCAACAUUGACUGGUCAAUCCAUGCAAAUAGUCCAGUUGAUUUUUUUUAAACCAUCACAUGUCAAAAGUUUCUCUUUCAUCUGAAACCGCUGCGGAAACAUCCUAAUUUGUCGGCCAACGACGUCCGUGCUACUUUUUCUGGUUUGGAGCUCAUAUCAGAGCGCAAUGACGACAGGGCCGCACAUCGGGAACAUAAGCGGCUCGUUUUCAAAGUCACCGAUGUUUUCCCACAUAAACUUGGAAACCCUUAAAUUGAGACGCCACCAUCAGUAAAGCGGCGCUCGUAUUUAAGGUUGACAGCAGGUGGCGUUUUAUGAUUCAGCAUGUCUCUUACAGAAGGUAUCUUGUACUGUUUGUAUGACUCUCUGCCAUCCGAAAUCUUUGCAACGUGUAGAUUACAGAACCCGUCUGUAGCUUUCGUUCUGAAACUUUUCAUUUUGUGUCAAAUCCUCAUAGUGUCUUUUUACUUGAAAUCGUCCCGUCUUUCGUUUCGAGCCUGGCCAUCAUGCCAGUGCUUCAUAUAUCCAGGAUUUUCAUGGCUUUAUUUGGGUCAUACCUACUAUGUUCAGGCAGAUUUCAUUAUUUACUUUUAUCUUGUAUGAAAUUUUAAACUGCAAAUAAAAUUAAAUCAGUAUUUGUAUAA